Paramecium tetraurelia is the source of this 666-nucleotide messenger RNA. RefSeq lists its product as uncharacterized. Gene Ontology annotation, molecular function: serine-type endopeptidase activity. Gene Ontology annotation, cellular component: membrane. Lineage: Eukaryota; Ciliophora; Oligohymenophorea; Peniculida; Parameciidae. The transcript is spliced from 3 exons. The record is from RefSeq and is a predicted model, not a curated record.
AUGUUAAAAAUAGCAAAAUUAUUAUCAAAAUCACCAUAAUAAUUGAAACAAACAUUUUUGCUGAAUCAUAAGCCACAAUUCCAUUAUGGAAAAGUGGAUCGAUUCUUAGACAGAUUAUAAAUGCCACUUUACUUUUACUUAAUAGGAAUAAAUGUUGGCGUGUAUGCAUUAUGGCAUUUUCCUGCAUUUGACAAGAAUUUCAUGUAUAAACAUUUUACUCUCCAUCCCGGAUCAAUGAGUUUAAGAGAAUUGCAUACAUUUAUAACAUAUUCAUUUUCACAUUAGAAUACAUUACAUCUAUUAUUCAAUAUGGUGACUUUUUACUUCUUUGGAAGGACAAUAGAGGCAUAUUUCGGAUCAAAGAGAUUGCUGGCAGUAUAUUUGGCAGGAGCAUUGGUGGGAGGAUUGAUGUAAUAAAGAUAAGCAGGGGUAUCAUUGGGUGCUAGUGCUGCAUGCAAUGCUUUAUUAACAUAUUAUAUUUGCAAUUUUCCAAGAGAGAUAAUUUUAUUGUUUUUUAUUCCAGUGCCAGCAUGGGUAGUGGGAUUGUUGAUACUAUACUAAGGUUGGGCAGGAUAAGGUGAUGGAAGUGGUAUUGGUCAUGAUGCUCAUUUGGGUGGUUGUUUGGCUGGGUUGGCAUUUUACUUUGCUACAAGAGGGAAAAUAUGA